Molecule: messenger RNA, 1236 nt
Organism: Marasmius oreades (fairy-ring Marasmius)
Lineage: Eukaryota; Fungi; Basidiomycota; Agaricomycetes; Agaricales; Marasmiaceae
Exons: 4
Coding region: 1-1236 (411 amino acids)
Biological process (GO): regulation of transcription by RNA polymerase II
Cellular component (GO): nucleus
Molecular function (GO): RNA polymerase II cis-regulatory region sequence-specific DNA binding; DNA-binding transcription factor activity, RNA polymerase II-specific
Source: RefSeq, a predicted model, not a curated record
AUGUCUAGCCUCAGUAAUCUCCUCAAUCCUGUAAAUCGAAAAUUGCCCCCAAUGUCCCCGUCUGAAAACGAGCAUUCACCCCUACAUUCCCAACCAGAAGAAAACCCAUCAUCCCCCGGCUCGACUGCCAGCGACGAGAUCACUGCGCAUCAUCCUGAGGAUCCACACGAAGAGGAAGACAUGAAUGCAGACGACAUUCCACCUGACGAUGACCAUGUUCCAGAAGAUAUACACGUCCCAAAUAUUCCCCACAACCCCGACCACAGACCACAUCCAAAUUGUCCUGACACCCUCGCAUGUCUCCCAGACACAGAAGGUCGACCUCAACAUACACUACCCGUCAUCUUACGCUGCGCUAUCCUUGGAAGUCCUCGGAAACGUUUAACGAUCCGCGAAAUAUAUGCAGCGAUGGAGGGGAAGUACGCCUACUAUCGAACAGCGGGUCAAACUUGGAAGCAAUCCGUGCGACAUCACCUUUCACUUAAUCGUUUAUUUGAACGGCAACCUCGACCCGUGACAGAUCCUGGAUUUGGAUCUUAUUGGACCGUGAAUCUUGCAGCACCUCCAGGUACAAAACGCCCGCGAAAACGAGGUCGACCGAAUAAGAAUAAAGAUGCGGCCCCACCCACUGCCCCCGUCGUUAAAGAGCUGGACCUCAAACGCCGUGGCCGGCCACGGAAGGAUUCAGAACCUCCGCCGCUUACAGGAUCUUCAUCCGGUGCAACGACCAGCGAUAUAAAUAUGCAUGGUCGCUCGGAGGAUGAAUUACUGGACAGCGACGAGGAGAGGGAUUCUACUCAGAUAUUACAUCCGUUCGAGCGCCGUUCGUCUCUGGUUGGGCUGACGUUAUACCCAACUGGAGCUGGGGAUUCUACGUUGGACGGGAACGGUUACGCCACGAUUGAAAAGCUCCAAAACGAGAUUGCAUCACUUAGACAGCAAGCGAAUGAUGCCGUUCAGUUAUCAAUUCGCCUUUCCGAUCAGUUGGCGCAAGCACAUGCGGAGGCUUCCAGGGCGAAAUCCAAUUUGAGGAAUGUUGAAACCCUCCUCGAGGAAGAAUCUAGUAAGCGUAUGGACGCGGAAAAGCAAGCUGCGGAGGAAUCGAAGCUGAAAAAGGAGGCCCAGGAGGCCUUGAGGGCAACAGAGAAUGUUCGACGGGAUGAUGAAACCGCGCGACGGGAGGAGGGGGAAGAGAAGCUUCGAUCGUCUGGUACCACUGGUACCACAGCGACAUGA